Photinus pyralis (common eastern firefly) is the source of this 4824-nucleotide messenger RNA. RefSeq names its product syntaxin-binding protein 5 (gene Tomosyn). NCBI's taxonomy places the organism in Eukaryota, Metazoa, Arthropoda, Insecta, Coleoptera, Lampyridae. The transcript has 20 exons. Gene Ontology annotation, biological process: regulation of protein secretion; regulation of exocytosis. Gene Ontology annotation, molecular function: syntaxin binding; myosin II binding; GTPase activator activity. Gene Ontology annotation, cellular component: cytoplasm; plasma membrane; SNARE complex. The coding region runs from base 32 to 3967 and encodes 1311 amino acids. The record is from RefSeq and is a predicted model, not a curated record.
UAGGCAUGGCUUUCCAUUUCAACCUACAUCGAUGGCGUUCGAUCCAGUUCAGCAGUUAUUGGCUAUCGGGUCAAAAUGCGGAUCUUUGAGGAUAUUAGGACAACCAGGUGUAGAUGUUCAUAUUCGGCAUGAUAUGGACGGUCCUCCAGGUUCAGCUGCGGUACUUCAUUUACAAUUUUUAUUUAACGAAGGUGCCCUUGUAUCGGCAACUGCUGAUGAUACCAUUCAUUUAUGGAAUUUUCGGCAAAAAGUGCCACAAAUUGUACAAAGUUUAAAAUUUCAAAGAGAAAAAAUUACGUCUAUUCAUUUACCUUUACAAUCGAAAUGGAUGUAUGUCGGUACAGAAAAAGGAAACAUACACAUUAUCCAAUUAGAAAAUUUUAUAUUAUCUGGUUAUGUUAUUAAUUGGAAUAAAGCAAUAGACAUGUCAAGAAAAACACAUCCGGGACCUGUAGUUCACUUAAGCGAUAAUCCUAUAGACCCAAAUAAGUUAUUAGUAGGUUACGAAACUGGUCAGAUAGUUUUAUGGGACCUAAGAAGUAAAUCGGCAGAAUUACGUUGUCAAACACUUGAACCAAUUAGGUCGAUAGCGUGGCAUUUCGAAGGCAAACAAUUUAUGUGCUCACAUACGGAUGGAUCAUUAACGACGUGGAGCAUUAAACAGAAUAACAAACCCAUUCAUGUAUCUCAACCUCACGCGAAAGUAAAUAAAGAUGGGAAAUUAGAGCAAUGCAAGCCGAUUAAUAAAGUUGAGUGGAAAUGUUCAAAGACGGGAGAAGCAUAUGUGAUAUUUUCGGGUGGAAUGCCUUACGAUCAAGCAGGUAGAACACCUAGUAUAACUGUUGUACAUAGUAAAACCACAACUGUAUUGGAAAUGGAGCAUAAUGUGAUAGAUUUUAUAACUCUAUGUGAAUCACCUUAUUCUAGCGAAAUGCAAGAACCCUAUGCAAUAAUAGUUUUAUUACAAAAUGAUUUAGUUGUUAUGGAUUUACAAACAUUAGGGUUUCCAUGCAUUGAAAAUCCGUAUCCUAUGGAUAUACACGAAUCACCUGUGACCUGUUGUGCGUACUUAGCCGACUGUCCGGCGGAUCUUAUACCCGCUUUAUAUUCCGUUGGUAGAGCGAGUGCAUCAAAGCGGGCAGGUUUCUCCGAGAAAGAGUGGCCUAUUAGCGGUGGAACCUGGUCUGCUCAGUCGUGCAGUUACAGUGAAGUCGUUAUGACGGGUCACUCCGAUGGAAGUAUAAAAUUUUGGGAUGCCAGCGCGGGAACGCUUCAAGUAUUGUACAAAUUAAAGACUGCGAAGGUUUUCGAGAAACCCAAGGCACGGUCUGUAGAAAAUGAAGAAGAGCCCUUCGCCGUACAGUUAAUAUCUUUGUGCCCAGAAUCUCGCAAGCUUUGCAUCGCAGGAGCUUCAAGUUAUGUCAUACUUUUUAAGUUUAAAAAAUCGGAAACAAGCGAAGAAGUUACGGUGUUGGAAAUUCCAAUAGUAUAUGAAAUUCCCGACGACAUUGAAUGUUCGCCAGACUGCGAAUUUGCCGGCCCAGGUAGUGCAGGAUCCGGCAAUCGGAUGGAUGUCUUAGAUACUGAUGCGAAAAAGGAAACUACGCUUCGGGUUCGAACUGGAGUUCAAAAAAAAGUGCCUGGUUUUCAAGCGCAAUUAGUGUGCCUCACGCCUUGGAACAAUGGCGAACCGCCAAGCCAUAUUACUUCUUUAACUAUCAAUAGUUCAUACGGAUUAAUGGCAUAUGGUAAUGAAGCUGGACUAGCAGUGGUGGAUAUAGAACAGAAAGUGUGUCUUUUAAACAUUGGGAGUCCCGAUUUGUAUGGAGCUCAGGAUCCAUACUCCCGUGCACCUCGGAGUCCGAAAAAAGGUCAAUUAGCAAACACAGAUGUCCUUGGUAUAUACCCUGAAAAGGAAGAACGUCAGCCAAGGAGUCCUAGCGUGGAUCAGAUGGGACUCUCUCCGGAGUCUCCUUAUUUCCCGUGCCCCUGCCCCACUCCUGUCGAACCUGCAUAUGAGGCACUAGAAGAGGAUCAAGCAGUUUCUAUUCCUCAAGCCAAUAAUCGCCGCCGAUCGUCCAGUUGGAAAACAUUUAAUAUUAAAAAGCAAUUGUCUAAGGUAGAUUUAAAACUAAAAAGCACGUUUUCUGGAAAUGAAAGUGUUAAAGAUAAAAGAAACUCAAUAUUUUAUUCUGAUAUUUCUCCAAGCCCUGACGUCGACGACAUAGAAGAGCAAUCAUCACCUGAUACAGCAGAAAAUACUAUAAUCGAAAAUACGGUUACGGAACUUUCUAGUCCAGAAAAACCUUGUGAAGGUAGUAAUAGUUACGAUAGCGUUGAAGAGUUCCCCGCCGAUAUUGAAUUUGUAUGCAACGAACAAACAAAUGAAUCUCCUACCGUUGUGGGUUCACUUGGUUCCGAAAACGAACUUACACUAGAUGCGAAAACAAGUAGCGUUAGCAGACCUGAUAACUUAGAUUUGACGGACGAGAGUGGUUGUCCUAUUCGUCCGCCACGACGUAUUAAAAAAAAGAUUUCGGAUAAAAGAGAUCAAAGACUGUUAUCAGUGCCAAACGUGAAACUGCAAAAGCCAGACUUGCAACACUUGAAGGACUUGCGAAACAAACAGGAAACGCAGUCGACUAAUCAACCCUCGUUUGCAGGCAGUUUGAUCCGACGUUUCAACAAGCUGGACAGCUCAUUUUCAAGAUCACGCUCAAGUUCGAUGAGUUCGCUAGAAAACAUCACAUCAGAAGCAAUCCAAUGUUUAGCGUUUGCAGAUUCGUACACACGGAAAUCAGAACCUGCCACUCUAACACCAACUUUGUGGGUGGGAACAAGUUUAGGAUCAGUGUUAACAAUUCUAGUAACUCCUCCAGACCCAGACAGUCGUUCUUCACAACCGGUUGUCGUUUCACUUGUUGGAGUGACAAUAUUUAGAUUGAAGGGCACAAUUCUAACAAUGUCUUUUUUGGAUUGUAAUGGAGCCCUUAUACCAUACUCUUUUGAGUCUUGGAAGGACGAUAACAAAGAAAGGAGAGACAGUAAGUUGAAACUCUUUGUUUUAUAUGUAGCAAACUAUGGUCUCGCAGGAACGCCUACAAGAUCUCAAAACAGGAUGAGUCCUACGUUAAGCGAAAACCAAAAUCGCGAUUCGUAUAGCGAUCGGCAAUUUGUUGUUAUCGCAAGUGAAAAACAAGCGCGUGUUGUAGCUCUACCUUCUCAAACUUGUGUGUACCGUCAACAAGUCGCUGAUACAGAUUUCGUGGUAAAGGCUGAAACUAUUUCUAUAAAAGACAGUGUUUGUUUAGUAUGUUACAUAUCGAAUGGUCACCUCGUUGCAUAUACAUUACCCAGCUUAAGGCCACUAAUAGAUAUAGAUUUUCUACCUUUAAGUGAACUUAGUUUCCAGACACAAUCUAACAAAGGCAUUGUAGACCCAAUGUUAUCCAUUUGGGGACAACAACUGAUUGUUAACGAGGAUACAGACCAGAUCAGCCGGACAUUCUGCUUCAGCAACAAGGGUCAUGGCCUCUACCUCUGUUCACCAUCGGAAUUGCAGAAGUUUACGUUGUGCAGUGAUUUUUGCUCCAACAUUCCGGAAAUGAUGGGAGAACUGUUUCUUCCAUUGGAUAUGCCAGAACCACCCAAGGAAAGCUUCUUUAAGGGGUUAUUUGGAGGUGGCCUAAGAUCAUUGGAUAGAGAAGAAUUAUUUGGAGAAUCCAGUGGGAAAGCGAACAAAUCAGUAGCAAAGCACAUACCUGGAAGUUUGCAAGAACUUGGUGGACGUGCCGGAACCGCAGCUGGUGAAAUAAGUAGAGCUCAUAAACUAGCUUUAGAAAGAGGCGAAAAGCUUAAUCAAUUAGAAGAACGUGCUGAGCGUAUGAAGAACGAAGCGGAGAACUUUUCGCAGUCUGCCCACGAGUUAAUGUUUAAAUAUAGAGAUAAAAAGUGGUAUCAGCUGUGAACUGUUUAUUUGUUACCUAUUAUUGUACAGAUUUCAUACCGACGUAUAAUAGGAAUGUAGUCAAUAAAUAGCAUCUUAAGUGCUGUAUAUAUAUAGUACUGUGUUACAAAGCCAUACUUGUCUUGUUUACAACAGAUUUAUACGUUUAUACUUACACCUAAAUAGCACAUAUCAUGUUGUAAAAUUCCUCAAGAACUUUGCUAUAGUAAUAGUGAAACUGUGGCACGUUCGUUUCUUUUUCUUACAUAUGAAGUACAGGGUGCAGUAUUGAUUUCUUUAUUAUGCAAGGUAAUAUAACUUAUGCAAGGCAUUGUUAACAUUCUGAUGAAUAUAAUAUAUAAUAAUGAAUUGCAGGUAUGGCUACUUGUUUGUAACAUAGUACAUUUUUCUAUCUAUGCUGUAGGUUCUUGUACUUAUUGCAAAUUGUGAUAUUCUAUUCUGCCUGGGGAUAGUUUUAACUUAUAUUUAAUUUAAUACUGUUAUUUAUAUAAGGCACAUAUUCUUUGUAUAACAUAGAAUACCCAUAAACAUAGUAAAUUUAAAACUUAAAUUAUAGCUCCUAGAAUAAGUUUGUAACAAAAGAAAAAAGUGUGUAAUGCUGUUGCUUUAAUACAUUUCCCUGUACCUUACGUAUUUGUGAUGAAACAUUGUACAUUUGUUAACGUUAUUUGGACAGUUUCUUUAAUUCGCUUUUAUAUUUAUAGGCCAUCUUCAUACAUAGUGUAAAAAAUAUUAUUUUAGUGCGUGCUAUUGAAGUAAUAUGAAAUCACCUUAUAUUCCAUGCUGCUAUACCAUUGAAUAAUAAAUAUUAAUAAUCAUUAAAUCAGUAGAUUGUACACUGUGGCCAUUUAAGACAU